Pistacia vera is the source of this 611-nucleotide messenger RNA. RefSeq names its product dirigent protein 22-like. Bases 5 to 580 code for a protein of 191 amino acids. Lineage: Eukaryota; Viridiplantae; Streptophyta; Magnoliopsida; Sapindales; Anacardiaceae. The transcript has a single exon. The record is from RefSeq and is a predicted model, not a curated record.
UUCCAUGGUCAAAUCCUUCAUUACUCUUUCUCCGUUUCUUCUAAUUAUUUUCUCCACUCUCAUCUCUGCAAAUCCUGGUCGAAAUUUCUCCGAAACCCUAUCUCCAUCUUCUCUAGGGCUCAAAAAACAGAAGCUAACCCGCCUUCACUUCUACUUCCAUGAUUUCAUCACUGCUAAACACCCAACAACUCUCCAAAUCGUCCAGCCAGCCACAACCAAUAACUCAUCUUCAACUUCCUUCGGCUCUGUGUGGGUGAUGGACGAUCCUUUGACCGUCGCGCCUGAGCUUAGCUCGAGGCUCGUAGGAAGAGCGCAGAGGUUUUAUGGUUCUGCAUCACAAAGUGAGUUUGGAUUCUUGAUGGUGUUAAAUUUUGCUUUCACUGGAGGCAAGUUCAAUGGUAGUACUCUUAGUGUUUCGGGGCGCAAUACUAUUUUUUCGGCGGUGAGGGAAAUGUCAAUCGUCGGUGGUAGCGGCGUUUUCAGGUUUGCUCGUGGCUAUGCUCAGGCGAAGACUCAUACUGUUGAUUUAAAUACUAGAAAUGCUGUCGUGGAGUAUAACGUUUAUGUACUCCAUUAUUGAUUGGAAUUUAACUUUAUUUUAUUUGGUGUAU